Messenger RNA from Darwinula stevensoni, 1315 nucleotides. NCBI's taxonomy places the organism in Eukaryota, Metazoa, Arthropoda, Ostracoda, Podocopida, Darwinulidae. The record is from the annotation of a GenBank genome assembly.
AUGGCUGCUGCAAUCAGUUUGAAGGCAUCAGUUGGGCUGGGCCUUUGUGUCAGGCCUUUGGCAGGGAGUUGGGCAUCUCCUGUGACCCUGUGUCGUGCAUUAGCCCUGUCUCCUCUUGUUGCUCAUGUGCAAAGUGCUGGGAUUGCAGGGAAGAACAUCAGAGACAAAUCCAUCAAGAAACCAGCUCCAUUCCCUUAUCGAACAAAGAAAUACCGUGCAUGGCAUGCUUUCUGGGAUAUGACUACUGAGCGCUUUGAUGAAAACACAAAGCUGGUUGUUGUUGAGGGAAAUGUUGCUGCUGGGAAGGCAAAUGUUGCCAAGGCACUUGCUGAAGAGCUUGAGAUGCUGUAUGUUCCUGCAGCUCAUAUGGACAUGGUUUAUAUCAAUACUGCAGGGUUUGAUACCAAGCAGCUUGAUCCUGCACUUCCCCCAGAUACAAGAAGCUUCACUGUGGCUGAUUUCAACAAAAAUCCACAUCAUAAGCAUGCGUUCUUCCUUCAGCAUAGUCAAGGAGUCGUGAUGGAUCGAUGUGUCUACAGUGAUUACAUUUUCCUGGAGGCCAUGCAUAAGUUUGGAUAUGUGACCAAAGCUGCCAAGAACUACUACUACGAGGUGAAGAAGAACACAAUGAUGGACCUGAUGCAGCCACAUCUUGUCAUCUACCUGGAUGUCCCUGUGCCAGAAAUACAGAAGAGGAUUCAGAAGAGAAAUAUCCCAGAUGAGGUGCAGUCCAAGGUCCUUACUCCUGAGUAUCUCUCAACUAUUGAGAAUCUAUACAAACAUGACUAUCUAAAGAACAUGAGCAAUCAUGCACAUGUCCUCAUUUAUGACUGGUCUGGGUAUGGAGAUCCAGAGUACAUUGUUGAGGACAUCGAGCGACUUGACUUUGAGAAACACGAGAAGGACCAUCAUGACCCAAAGAUGCAGGAUUGGUGGCUCCCCAAUGAAGAUGAAUGGGCAGAAAAAAGAUAUUUGUUCACCAGAAAUAAGUGGAAACUGAUGUCAUACUUCAAUAUCCCACCAUUUGGUGUCCCUGAGCUGAUGAUCGAUGGCAUGGUUUACAAUGAUUAUGAGAACAUCUGGUCUGAGGCUCCUGGGAAUAAGUAUCAACCUGGAUAUGAUAAGCGUCUUGGAGUAUCUGGUUUACUAUUUAAAACCAAGAACUUCCUUAGGGAGUAUGCCACACCGGUUCCUUUCAAGGAAUGGUGGAUCCCUGAGAAGUAAGAUUUGUCUAUGAACAGUUUGAGUCAUUGAGAUAUUGUGUCUUUGAAUAGUGAAUGUAGAAGUUAUCUGAAUGAAAAUCAAUGUUUUGCAG